AUGGCGGAGAAGCCCGAGGAGCCCGUCGCCGGAGAUGCUGGCUCCGCCGAGUGGUGGCUGUCACAGGCCCGCGAACUUGUUCCCACUGCACUCCAGAGGGCGAGGGAGGCGAGGGGCUUCGGCGGACGGUGGAGGGUGAUAACCUCCAUGGUCGAGCGCCUCCCCGCUUGCCUCUCUGACCUCUCCAGCCACCCCUGCUUCGCCAAGAUCGCUCUGUGCCGGGAGCAGCUUCAGUCCGUCUGCGCCACCCUGGGGGAGGUGAUCGAGCUGGCCGGACGCCACGGCGGCGCAGCUGACGACCCUCCGCGCGUCGUCGGCAAGUUGCAGAUGCAGAGCGACCUCGACUCCCUCUCGAGCAAGUUGGAGCUGAAUCUGAGGGACUGCAAACUUCUCGUAAAGACCGGCGUCCUCGGAGAAUUCACCCUCCUCCCGGCGACGGAGCUGGGGACGCCGGCGGAGCCCGACGUGCGGGAACUGCUGGCCAGACUCCACAUUGGCCGCGCGGAGGCGAAGCAUCGCGCCGUGGAGGGCCUGCUAGAGGCGGCGACCGCCGACGAUAAGAGUGUCACCGCCGUGCUCAUCCGCAGCAACGCGGCGGCCCUGAUACAGCUCCUGUCCCCCGCCGUUCCUACCCUGAUCAGGGAGAAGACGGCGGCGGUGAUCUGCCUGCUGGCGGAGUCGGGGAGCUCCGGGGAGCUGCUGGUCUCGGAAGGGGUGAUCCCGCCGCUGAUCAGGAUGGCGGAGUCGGGGGGCGGCGGCCGCGUCUGCAGAGAGAAGGCGGUGAUCUCGCUCCAGCGACUUUCCGCGUCGACCGCCGCCGCGCGCUCCAUCGUCGGGUACGGUGGCGCCGCCCCGCUGAUGGAGAUCUGCGGGACGGCGGGGAACUCCGUCUCCCAGGUGGUGGCGGCUGCCGGCGCUCUGAAGAACCUCUCCGCCGUCUCCGAGUUGCGGCAUGAUCUCGCCCGGGGAGGUCUGAUCGGAGCGAUGCUCGACCUUCUCCGCCGUGGCACGGUUCCGCACGCCAAAGAGUACGCCGCCGAGUGCCUGCAACACCUCACCGCCGGCAACGACGCCCUCAGGAGAGCCGUCGCGGCGGAGGGCGGAGUCGGGUGUCUGUUGGCCUUCCUCGACUCGCCGUCGCCGCCGGAGCCUGCCGCCGUCGGGGCCCUAAGAAACCUGGUCGGGCUGGUCCCCCCGGGGGAGCUCAUCUCCCUAGCCCUGCUCCCGCGGCUGGCCCACGUUCUGCGGGUUGGCUCCCCGGCGGCGCAGCAGGCCGCCGCCGCCGCCCUCUGCGAGGUCUCCAGCUCCUCCCCAGAGAUGAAGAGGUUCGCGGGGGAAGCCGGCUGCAUCUCCCUCCUGGUCCCCAUGUUGGGUUCCAAGACCGGUGAAGCGAGGGAGGCCGCCGCGCAGGCCAUGGCUAGCCUGAUGGCGCACCUCCCCAAUGCCAGGGGGUUGAAGAAGGACCCCCGGAGCGUGCCGAGCCUGGUGCGUCUGCUCGACCCAGCACCGCCGAACACGGCGGCGAAGCACGCCGUCGCCUGCCUCCUGGCGCUCUCCUCCGCCAGCAAGCGGUCCAGGAAGGCGAUGGCUUCUCAUGGCGCCAUCGGCUACCUAAAGAGGCACUCCGAGAUGGACGUCCCCGGCUCAAAGAGGCUCCUCCACCGGCUUCAGCGCGGGAAGCUGCCGACCCUAUUCCGUCCCCACCCACCAACGUAG
Molecule: messenger RNA, 1716 nt
Organism: Spirodela intermedia
Lineage: Eukaryota; Viridiplantae; Streptophyta; Magnoliopsida; Alismatales; Araceae
Source: the annotation of a GenBank genome assembly